GGGGGACCGAUAAAGCAGAGACCAGAAUGAUCGCAAUAUCCAACGACGAAAUUGCAACAGUGUUGCGAAAAUGGAAAGUGACGUCGCACCGACACAGAAACCCCAACUAAAUCCACUUAAUUCAAUCAAAUCGCUCAGAUUAGAACAGAGUGGAUAGCGUUUUGUUCAGAUGUCGAGAACGCAGUUUGAAAACAACAUUCACCGUAGGCGAUCGGAAUCUCGGCUCGACAAUAAUGCCUCGUGGCAUCUGGAAGCUCGAUCGGAUCGUACUCCUCUGCCUCUGCUUCUUGAUAUUUGGGGAUCUCAUCUAUAUAGAAGCCCAAAGAAGUACGGCGGGAAAGACGGAGCGUCGAAAUUACACAGGCAAGAAACCCGUGGUCAUCCAACAUCGAUCACAGGAUGCCGUAAACUACUAUGAUCAUGAGAACGGAGCAAAGAUCAUAAAGUCAUCACAUUUCGAGUUGGAUUAUACCCUGGGACGCAAGAUUACUUUCUUCUGCAUGGCUCAAGGCAACCCAAGACCCACCAUCACCUGGUUCAAGGAUGGAGCGGAACUCUACCAGCACCGAUUUUUUCAGGUACAUGAAUCUCAUAUAGAGACAAACAUCGUAAAAUCUAAAAUGGAAAUUGAUCCAACUACGCAAAUGGAUGCUGGGUUUUACGAAUGUCAAGCUGACAAUAUCUACGCCAUCGAUCGUCGAGGUUUUCGCACGGACUAUGUUAUGGUUAACUUUUGAGCCAAGUUUGCAAUUACCCAUUUAAAACACUUUGAACUUUUUGACCCUGUAAAACUGAAAUGUAACUAUUAAAUACUUUAAACCCUAUAUUUAAAUAAAAAAUAUUUAAAAAUA
Drosophila rhopaloa is the source of this 851-nucleotide messenger RNA. Its product is annotated as immunoglobulin domain-containing protein oig-4. The record is from RefSeq and is a predicted model, not a curated record. The transcript has 6 exons. The coding region runs from base 234 to 737 and encodes 167 amino acids. NCBI's taxonomy places the organism in Eukaryota, Metazoa, Arthropoda, Insecta, Diptera, Drosophilidae.